AUGUCAUCCACUGUCACUGUCCCACUGCAGCUGAUUGAAAGUGUGGAGUGUCGGGAUCUGACGCAACUGCACCUCACCUGCAAAGACUGCAAGGUCAUCAGGUGUGCGUUCCAGUCGACGGAGCAGUGUCAGGAUUGGCUGAGGAGGAUUAGCGCAGUUGUGCGGCCGCCGGCCCGGUUACAGGAGCUCUUCGCCUUCGCCUUGCUCUCGUGCAGCGCCAGUGUGUCCGCUGAGGACAGAGAGGUGCAUGAUGGGAUCUGCCGUGCAGCAGGAGGACGUCAGCGAAGGUUCAAGCGCGAGCUGGAGAGGAUGGGCUUCGACACACACAGUGCCUGGAGAAUCUCCAACAUCAACACACACUACAGGGUCUGUGCCAGUUACCCAGAGCAGAUCAUCGUUCCCGCUGCGGUGUCGGACCAGGAGCUGGAGAACGUGGCGGCGUUUAGAUCCUGGAAGAGGAUCCCGGCCGUCGUUUACAGACACCAGAGUUCGGGCGCUGUGAUUGGUCGAUGUGGGCAGCCAGAGGUCAGCUGGUGGGGUUGGAGAAAUGCCGACGAUGAGCGUUUGGUUCAAGCCAUCGCUAAAGCCUGUGUCACGGAUCCGGCGUUGAGCGCGGCUCAUGCUAACGGCUCAUGCGUUCGCCAUCAUCACGCCAAGGCUUCGCUCGGUGACUCCGGUUCUCACACGGCCAAUGGGAACGUAGAGGCCACGCCCCCUCAGAAGCUGUUAAUAAUGGACGCCCGGUCGUACGCGGCGGCGGUAGCCAAUCGGGCGAAGGGAGGCGGGUGUGAGUGUCCAGAGUAUUAUCCCAGCUGUGAGGUGAUGUUCAUGGGCAUGGCCAACAUCCACUCCAUCCGGAAGAGCUUCCAGUGUUUGCGGACUCUCUGCGCUCAAGUCCCGGAUCCGGUGAACUGGCUGUCGGCGCUGGAGGGCACUAAAUGGCUCCAGCAUCUGUCUCUGCUGCUGAAAGCGUGUCUCCUGGUGGUGAGCGCUGUGGACCGGGACCACAGGCCGGUUCUGGUGCACUGCUCCGACGGCUGGGACCGGACGCCUCAGAUCGUGGCUCUGUCCAAACUCCUGCUCGACCCCUUCUACAGGACCAUCGAGGGUUUCCAGGUGCUGGUCGAGAGCGAGUGGUUGGAUUACGGGCAUAAGUUUGCCGAGCGCUGUGGUCACGCUGAGAACGCGUCCGAUGUGAACGAGCGCUGUCCUGUGUUCCUGCAGUGGCUCGACUGCGUUCAUCAGCUCCAGAGGCAGUUCCCAUGCUCCUUUGAGUUCAACGAGGCCUUUCUGGUGAAGUUGGCGCAGCACACGUACUCGUGUCUGUUCGGGACGUUCCUGUGCAACAGUGUGAAGGAGCGAGAGGAUCAGUGUGUUCAGGAGAAGACGUGCUCGGUGUGGACUCUCCUGAGGCCGGAGAACUCAUCGUUCCUCAACAUCCUCUACUCACCGCGCUCAGAGACCGUUCUGCACCCAGUGUGUCACGUGAGGAACCUGAUGCUGUGGAGCGCCGUCUACCUGCCUAACUCCGCCCCCUCCACGCCUUCUGACGAGUCAUGUGUGCCUAACUCCGCCCCCUCAGCCUCAGCUGUGAGCAGGUUACCAAAGACUCGGUCGUACGAUGAUCUGCACACAUCGUGUGAGGGUUCGACCCCGCCCCGCCGCAGCAGCGACCCCAGCCGGACUGAGAAGUGGCAGGACCGUCUGAGCGCGAUGAGGAGCGCGACCAAAGAACCGGACAAGAGCCGGCCCGAUCCGAGACUCGGCUUACUCACCAGCGACUCUGACGCAUUAAAGGGGGCGGAGCUUUCUGUGACUGACAGCCAAAUGGAACAGGAAGUGAGAGAGGAGGGUAACAGGAAGCUGGAAGUUGUAAAUAACACGCCUGCCUUCGAUAUUCCAGAUCAUUUUGAGAGUGAGGACCAAAGGUUUGGAUCACCAGAAGAUAUUAAAGAUCACGCUGUGGAACGUUCCACUAAAUCCCAGCAUCCUCUUCCCUCUCACGAAAACAGCGAGUUGCUAUCAAACGGGUUAGAUCUAAAUAAUCACGCCCCCUUUACAAUUACCCAUGAUCCUUCAGAAUCUAGCAGCCAAUCUUCCAUGGAGAGUUCUUCCAGUCCGAACCACACCCUCAACGGCGUCUGCUCACCUUCCCAGCAUCCCGUUCAUCCGCUUUCGGCCAAUCAGGACGGGUUGAGUGUUCACAGCGACGCUGUACAGGUGCGCCUGCGAGAGAUGGAGGCGGGGCAUCAGCUGCAGGUGGAGACGCUGAAGAAACAGGUGCAUGAGCUCUGGAGCCGUCUGCACGUCAACGGGAAGCUGACGUCUCUUCCGGACGCGGAGAAUAACCUGGAGGUGCAGCGCUGCGGCGCCACUGAUCUCCUGUCCGAGGCCAGCUGGGACCAGAUCGGACAACGGGAAGCAGAGGUGACGCAGUGGUACUCGGAUCACCCGGCGUCCCGUUGCUAUGGCUGCGAGAGGACAUUCUGGCUGGCGGGGAAGCAUCACUGCAGCGGCAGAGAGCCGGUUGAUGAGGCCUGGAACUGUGGGAAUGUGUUCUGCACGAGCUGCUGUGACCAGAAGGUGGCGCUAGCGAGUCAACAGCUCCGCGAGCCGAACCGCGUGUGUCAGGCGUGUUACGGGCACCUCCGGCCCUCAUCCGUUCCUCCUGCGCUCCCGCCGGCAGACCUGGAGCUGGAGAACCCCAUCACUGCCAGCUCCAACUGAGCCGGAUCCCAGCCGCAUCUCAGCCGGAUCACACGGAGAACCCCAUCACUGCAGCUCCAACUGAGCCGGAUCCCAGCCGCAUCUCAGCCGGAGAACUGGAGAACCCCAUCACUGCCAGCUCCAACUGAGCCGGAUCCCAGCCGCAUCUCAGCCGGAGAACUGGAGAACCCCAUCACUGCCAGCUCCAACUGAGCCGGAUCCCAGCCGCAUCUCAGCCGGAGAACUGGAGAACCCCAUCACUGCCAGCUCCGACUGAGCCGGAUCCCAGCCACAUCUCAGCCGGAGAACUGGAGAACCCCAUCACUGCCAGCACCAACUGAGCCGGAUCCCAGCCGCAUCUCAGCCGGAUCACACGGAGAACCCCAUCACUGCAAGCUCCGACUGAGCCGGAUCCCAGCCGCAUCUCAGCCGGAGAACUGGAGAACCCCAUCACUGCCAGCUCCAACUGAGCCGGAUCCCAGCCGCAUCUCAGCCGGAUCACACGGAGAACCCCAUCACUGCCAGCUCCAACUGAGCCGGAUCCCAGCCGCAUCUCAGCCGGAGAACUGGAGAACCCCAUCACUGCCAGCUCCAACUGAGCCGGAUCCCAGCCGCAUCUCAGCCGGAUCACACGGAGAACCCCAUCACUGCCAG
Molecule: messenger RNA, 3360 nt
Organism: Rhinichthys klamathensis goyatoka
Lineage: Eukaryota; Metazoa; Chordata; Actinopteri; Cypriniformes; Leuciscidae
Product: myotubularin-related protein 3
Exons: 17
Coding region: 1-2727 (908 amino acids)
Biological process (GO): dephosphorylation; regulation of autophagy
Molecular function (GO): protein phosphatase binding; phosphatidylinositol-3,5-bisphosphate 3-phosphatase activity; metal ion binding
Source: RefSeq, a predicted model, not a curated record